AUGCUCUCUCUCACUCUUAUCAUCACACAUGUCUUCAUUGUGACCACAACCUUCGCAGUCGACAUCAUUCCCAGAGAGAUUCUAUUCCAAGACCCCAAAUAUUCGUCAGUAUCGUUGAGUCCUGACGGCAAACAAGUUGGAUACGUGGCACCGGAUGAGAAUGGUGUCAGAAAUGUGUACACUCGAUGUUCGUCGUGUUCCUACUCGAGACAAGUCACUUUUGAGACAGAACACCCGAUUUUGGACUACAUUUGGACCGCCAUCCCAGAUGUCAUCAUCUUCCUUCAGGACAACCAUGGAGAUGAGAACACCAAGAUUUACAAGAAGAACAUUUCGGCGACCGCCAUCGCCGCCGACAAAACCGCCCGUGUCGUCAUCAGCGACAAGCCAAUGGUGAAAGGAGUAAUCAUGGUGAACAACCUUCUCUCGGACACAAUUCUCGUCGGAAUGAACGAUGAGAACCCGGCACUUCACAACAUUUACGCCUUCAAUUGCCGUACCGAUGAGUUGACUCUGGUGCUUAGAAACCGAAGAUUCCCCCAGUUCUUCUUCGAUAAUGAUAUGAAUAUCCGGUUGGCCAGUGAGGAGGGUCCAGAUGGAGAGAUGAUCUACUACCGUACCAAGAACAGUGGCCCAGUGAAGACCACCGAUCCAUCGGAUUGGGUAGAGUACCUGAGAAUCCAGCAUGACGAUAAGGCCAUCACCUUGCCUCUAACAUUCGACAAAUCCGAUAAUUUUAUGUAUUGGAUUAUGGGAGAGAACAGUGACUUGGGAAAUCUUGUCGUCUUCCCAUUCGACGAUCCCGCACAGAAGGAAAUCCUCUAUACCGCCCAGAAAGCACAAAUCGGAAAUGUGUUGAUCCAUCCUGUUGAUAAGACUCUUUUGGCUGUGACAGAGGUCUACCAUAAGCCAGAAAUCUUUGUGGCUAAUGACACGUUUAUGGAUGACUUGCAGUAUUUGGUCAACUUGAAACCAACUGGAUCAAUCCGAAUUAUUAGUAUGAGUGUUGACAUGUCCACAUGGCUAGUGACCUACCAAUCUGCUGAUGAGCCCAAUGACAUUUACCUGUACAGAAGAUGGAAUAAGAAGGCGGAACUCUUCAUGAGCACAAGGCCGGAACUCAAGAAGUACACGUUGAACAAGCAAAUUGGAUUCGACUUCCCAGCUAGAGAUGAUAUGACCAUUCAAGCGUACUUGUCUCUUCCACCACAGGCUCCACUGCUCAAAUCCACCCAAGUCCCAGAUGGCGAUCGUGUUUACGCAAACCUCGGCAUGAUCCCAGCAGUCCCUCAGAAAAUGGUCGUCCUUGUGCACGGAGGUCCAAAAGCGCGUGACCACUACGGUUUCUCUCCAAUGAAUGCGUGGUUGACGAACAGAGGAUACGCCGUGCUUCAAGUCAACUUCCGUGGCUCCACUGGAUUCGGAAAACGUCUUACAAACGCUGGAAACGGAGAAUGGGGAAGAAAGAUGCACUUUGACAUUUUGGACGCCGUCGAGUUCGCCGUCUCCAAGGGAAUUGCCAAUAGAUCGGAGGUCGCAGUGAUGGGAGGAAGCUAUGGUGGAUAUGAGACACUUGUCGCGUUGACUUUCACACCACAGACAUUCGCUUGUGGAGUUGAUAUCGUUGGACCGUCGAAUUUGAUCUCCCUGGUUCAAGCUAUCCCACCGUACUGGUUGGGAUUCUAUAAGGAUUUGAUCAAGAUGGUUGGAGCUGAUAUUGUGACUGAGGAAGGCCGCCAAUCCCUUCAAUCCCGUUCCCCGCUGUUCUUCGCCGACCGUGUUGUCAAGCCUAUCAUGAUCAUCCAAGGUGCCAACGAUCCACGUGUCAAACAGUCAGAAUCCGAUCAAUUCGUGUCGGCACUGGAGAAGAAGAACAUUCCGGUCACCUACCUACUGUACCCAGAUGAGGGACACGGAGUCAGAAAACCACAGAACUCGAUGGAACAACACGGACACAUUGAGACAUUCCUCCAACAGUGUUUGGGAGGAGAAUCUCAACCAUUCCAACCGGGACAGUAUAACUCUACGGCUAUUAUCAAAAAAGUCGGAAUCGAGGGACCCGCCAUUGCCCGGUUGAGUGCUCAACAUCCAUCCCCACGUGGUCCAGUGGCUCCAUCCAUUUUCUAUAGACCGCCCAUCCGUGCCCAACGUGUCAUGUACCCACCGAAUCAAAACGUGAUGAACAGAAUCUUCCCAGUUCAAGGCUAA
Molecule: messenger RNA, 2208 nt
Organism: Caenorhabditis remanei
Lineage: Eukaryota; Metazoa; Nematoda; Chromadorea; Rhabditida; Rhabditidae
Exons: 7
Coding region: 1-2208 (735 amino acids)
Biological process (GO): proteolysis
Molecular function (GO): serine-type endopeptidase activity
Source: RefSeq, a predicted model, not a curated record